Messenger RNA from Didymodactylos carnosus, 768 nucleotides. The record is from the annotation of a GenBank genome assembly. Lineage: Eukaryota; Metazoa; Rotifera; Eurotatoria; Philodinida; Philodinidae.
AUGGAAAAAGACUCAACAUAUACUGGUCAGAAAGAUAAACGUCACUCAACAUUAGAGGAUACAAUAAAAAGCGACCAAAGUAGUAUACUUGAUUUUGGUAAACAUGGAAUAUUUGUCGAGAGAACGCUGGCACUCAUUAAACCAGAUGCAAUUCAAAAUACAAAUGAGAUUGAAGAUAUGAUACUGAAAAGUGGUUUUACCAUCUUACAAAAACGUCGAGUUACAUUGACAGCUGAACAAUGUUCCGAUUUUUAUAGUGAGCAUUAUGGCAAAAAGUUUUUUCCAUCUCUCGUUGCAUUCAUGACGAGUGGACCAAUAUUAGCCAUGGUGUUGGCGAGAGAAAAUGCAAUAGGUGCAUGGCGAGAAUUAAUUGGGCCGACAAAUUCAACCCAAGCCAGAGAAUCACAUCCUGAGAGUGUUCGAGCACUUUUUGGCACAAAUGAACAGAAAAACGCUGUGCAUGGAAGUGAUUCACCUGUUAGUGCUGAAAGAGAAAUAAGAUUCUUCUUUCCAAAUUGCAUUGUUGAACCAGUUCCUGUUGGUCGACCAGCUAAAGAUUAUCUAGAACAAAAUGUAAAUAAAACAUUAAUUAAAGCUUUGACAGCAUUAUGUAAAGAAAAACCAAAAGAUCCCAUUGUUUGGCUUGCUGAUAAAUUAAUUGAAAUAAAUCCUUAUAAACCAAAACUAAAUAAAGUAGAACAAACAUUCGAUGAGUCUCCGACAUCGUCCUCAAAUGAACAGUUGUUGAAUCGCUCUGAUUAUAGAUAA